Molecule: messenger RNA, 1452 nt
Organism: Trichosporon asahii var. asahii CBS 2479
Lineage: Eukaryota; Fungi; Basidiomycota; Tremellomycetes; Trichosporonales; Trichosporonaceae
Exons: 2
Coding region: 1-1452 (483 amino acids)
Biological process (GO): protein peptidyl-prolyl isomerization
Cellular component (GO): nucleus
Molecular function (GO): peptidyl-prolyl cis-trans isomerase activity; RNA binding
Source: RefSeq, a predicted model, not a curated record
AUGUCGGUCCUGCUCGAGACCUCGCUCGGCGAGCUGGUCAUCGACCUCGAGGUCGAGCGGUGCCCGCGCAUCUGCGAAAACUUCCUGAAGCUCUGCAAGGUGAAGUACUACGGACUGAACGCGUUCUUCAAUGUGUCCAAGGAUUUCAUCUGCCAGACAGGCGACCCCACCGCGACAGGGACGGGCGGCGAGUCUUUCGAGUCCUAUGCCUGGUCGCAGAACCACGAGGGAUCCAAGCCGCCGCGCUACAUCGAGCCCGAGAUCACGACCAAGCUGAAGCACAAGGAGCGCGGGACGGUGUCCAUGGCCGUCGCGCCCGUCGAGCCGCCGGGGUGCGGGAGCCAGUUCUUCAUCACGCUGGCGGACAACAUUGACUACCUGGACGGCAAGCACUGCGUGUUCGGGCACGUCAUUGAGGGCCUCGACACGCUGGACAAAAUCAACGAUGCCUUCCUCGACCAGGAGGGCCGGCCAUUGCAGGACAUUCGCAUCCGGCACGUCGAAAUCCUAGAGGACCCCUUCGAGGACCCGCCGAACAUGAUUCCGGUUCCCGACUCGCCGCUGCGUGCGCCCGACUCGGGCUUUGCGCGCAUCGCCGACGACGAGGACCCGUUCAAGGAGAUGUCGGAAGAGCAAGCGGAGGAGGAGCGGCGCAAGACGGCCGCCAACUCGUCGGCGCUCACGCUCGAGAUGAUCGGCGACCUGCCCUUCGCCGCGGUCCGCCCGCCCGAGAACAUCCUCUUCGUGUGCAAGCUCAACCCCGUCACGCAGGACGACGACCUCGAGCUCAUCUUCUCCCGCUUCGGCAAGAUCCUCUCGUGCGAGAUCGUCCGCGACAAGAAGUCGGGCGACUCGCUGCAGUACGCCUUCAUCGAGUUCGACCUGAAGGAGAGCGCCGAGCAGGCGUACUUCAAGAUGCAGAAUGUGCUCGUCGAUGACCGGCGUAUCCACGUCGACUUCUCGCAGAGCGUCGCCAAGAUGAACCGUGCUCAGCUCAUGGGCUUGAACAGCGGCAGAGGAGGACGCGGAGGCGGCCGUGGCGGCAUGCGUGGCGGCCACCGUGGUGGCUUCGACGCUCCGAGGCAGAGGGACGCUGGCUAUGGAGACAGGUACGAGAGGAAGCGGAGCAGAAGCCCUCGACGAGACGACGACCGCCGUGACCGCGAUCGCGAUCGCGACUACCGGGAUCGGAGAGACGACCGCCGCGACUAUGACAGGAGAGACCGGGAUCGCAACCGUGAUCGUGAUCGUGAUCGUGACCGUGAUCGUGACCGCCGAGACCGAGACCGGGACCAUGACCGGGACCGUCGAGACAGGGACCGAGACCGGGACCGGGACCGCGACGACCGCCGCGAUAGGAGAGAUAGAGAUGACCGCCGAGACAGGGACCGCCGCGACGACCGCGACAGGCGGGACCGUGAUAGACGAGACGACCGCUAUGAGCGUCGCUAG